AUGUCUCUCAUUGUUGCUGAUGCAACCAUGUCUCUCAUUGUUGCUGCAACCAUAGGAGAACACAAAAGAAAUUCGGAUCUUUCUUGUCAGGUUGCUGAAAAUGAUAAAAGUGUUUACACUUUCAUGAGACAAGUUGAUGGCCUACAACUUCAGAAAAUUGUUCACGUUGCAAGGAAGAAGUUGAAAGAUCGGCACGAAUGUGAUUUUCAAACUUUUCAUCAUUCGAAGCACAGCGAGCACGGCCCUGUGUGUGAAGACAAAUCGGUACAGGCAGAUUGGAUGAUGAUCUUGGAAACCAGGGAGGAAAAUGAAUUUUCGACAAAAUUAUUGAACAGCAAGACUGGUCCAACUGAACGCAACGAUAGAAGAAGUUUCAGCAGUAAGAAUGAUCAGCAACAUUCCAGCACUCCAAAUUUAGCGGAGCAAGUAAAAAAAUUCGAUAAAAAGCGAGAGUUGAGAAAAAGUGUAUCGAAUUCCGAGGAUGAAGAGGACAAAUCGAACAGGUCCGCAACGUACAAAGCUUUCCAACGUGGGAACAACGACGUGUCCAGGCAGCGAGAGGACAACCUGAUCGCACAUUUGAGAGACUACAGGUUCAGAGUGGAACAGUUGCAUCGAAUGUUGGCUAUAAAGAACAACGACAUUGAGCGAUUAGAGAAGGAAAUAGUUCGACUGAAGGAGAUCCUGGUUGAAUACAAAGGAAAGGAAAAGGAAAUGCAAUCCCUCAUAUCAGACCUCCAACUGAAUCUUACAGACUUCGAAGCCCAGGCAGGCCUUGCAUUACAUUCAUUUCAAUUCCUGUUAUCAUUAUCCUCUAUAACAUUCCCGUUAUUAACGAUGAAUACCAAUUUUUACAUUUUCCAUUAG
Messenger RNA from Helobdella robusta, 867 nucleotides. RefSeq lists its product as hypothetical. The transcript is spliced from 5 exons. The record is from RefSeq and is a predicted model, not a curated record. Lineage: Eukaryota; Metazoa; Annelida; Clitellata; Rhynchobdellida; Glossiphoniidae. The coding region runs from base 1 to 867 and encodes 288 amino acids.